Cynocephalus volans (Philippine flying lemur) is the source of this 402-nucleotide messenger RNA. Its product is annotated as cytochrome c, somatic-like. The coding region runs from base 1 to 402 and encodes 133 amino acids. NCBI's taxonomy places the organism in Eukaryota, Metazoa, Chordata, Mammalia, Dermoptera, Cynocephalidae. Gene Ontology annotation, molecular function: electron transfer activity; heme binding. The record is from RefSeq and is a predicted model, not a curated record. Gene Ontology annotation, biological process: mitochondrial electron transport, ubiquinol to cytochrome c; mitochondrial electron transport, cytochrome c to oxygen. The transcript is spliced from 3 exons. Gene Ontology annotation, cellular component: mitochondrial intermembrane space.
AUGCGUAUCCGAGCUGGGGAGGAGGCCGCGGGCUCCCGGGUCCCCUGGGGCCGGCGAGCCGAGGCUGCGCGCUCCGGGCGAAUUAAAAAUGGGUAUGUUGAGAAAGGCAAAAAGAUUUUUAUUCAGAAGUAUGCCCAGUGCCAUACCAUGGAAAAGGGAGGCAAGCACAAGCCUGGGCCCAGUCUCCGUGGUCUGUUUGGGUGGAAGACAGGUCAGGCAGCUGGAUUAUCUUACACAGAUGCCAAGAACAAAGGCAUCACCUGGGGAGAGGAGACGCUGACGGAGUAUUUAGAGAAUCCCAAGAAGUACAUCCCUGGAACAAAAGUGAUCUUUGUGGCAUUGGGAAGAAAGCAGAAAUGGGCAGACUUGAUAGCUUAUCUCAAAAAAGCUACUAAUGAGUAA